AAGCUGUCGUCCAUCAAGGUGGACACACGCUACACGACCACGCAGCAGGUGGUGAAGCUCAUUGGCAGCCACACCAUCAGCAAGGUGACAGUGAAGAUUGGAGACCUGAAACGAACCAAGAUGGUGCGAACCAUCAACCUCUACUACAACAACAGGACGGUGCAGGCCAUCGUGGAGCUGAAGAACAAGCCGGCACGGUGGCACAAGGCCAAGAAGGUGCAGCUGACACCAGGGCAGACGGAGGUGAAGAUUGAUCUGCCCCUGCCCAUCGUGGCCUCCAACCUGAUGAUCGAGUUUGCCGACUUCUACGAGAACUACCAGGCAUCCACCGAGACCCUGCAGUGCCCCCGCUGCAGCGCCUCGGUGCCCGCCAACCCCGGCGUGUGCGGCAACUGCGGCGAGAACGUCUACCAGUGCCACAAGUGCAG
This is a messenger RNA of Malurus melanocephalus (red-backed fairy wren), 428 nucleotides long. Its product is annotated as E3 ubiquitin-protein ligase UBR4-like. Lineage: Eukaryota; Metazoa; Chordata; Aves; Passeriformes; Maluridae. The transcript is spliced from 2 exons. The record is from RefSeq and is a predicted model, not a curated record. The annotation marks the transcript as partial.